UUAAUAAUAUGUGAUAGAAUAAUCCACUUUUGGUCCAGUAAUAAGCUGCAAUUUUACUGGUGUUAUCUGUGAGGCUGAAAUUAAAGUCUGCUGUAACUUUAAAAAAACACUUCCUUACCUUUGAGUUUCUGUUAACCAUUUGUUUCUGUGACUGUUUGAGCUGUACGUUACAGAAUGAUCAUCCUGACGUCUGAAGAACUCAAACAAGCUGAAAGUGUUUUGAAGAACUUUUUUCCAGAGUCCAUUAAGGUUUAUGGCUGUAUAUUCAACAUUAACAGAGGAAAACCUCACAAUCUGGAGGUUAUUGCAGAUCUGUGGCCAGAAUUCACAGUCAUUAUUUGCAAACCGAAGGUUCAGGGUGUAAAGAAUCGAGAGGGAGAUUUUAACAUAUACAGCAUCUACUCAAAGAGCAAAGACAGUUUAAAAAGCUUUCUGGACACACCUGGUGUGAUAAAUAAAGACGCCUUCACGUUACUGGCAGGUGUUGACAUCAGGCAUUUAGGAGCGGUUCAGGAGUUUGCGGAUCAGCAUGGCAUUCCCUCCAAAGUCCAAGGAGUGAUGAACGUCUUGGUGCUGCAGGAUCAACAACAGCUGCAGUUUAAGGACAGACAUGCUGGCCUCAGUUUUGCUCCUCUCAGCACGGCUCAUGCACAUCUGGUGAACAGCACAUGGAAGUACGGCGGAGACAGCAGCAGCUACAACUCGGUGCUGAACUACAUUUCCCAUAAUCCUUCACUGUGUGUGAUCGAGGAGGGCCAGACGGAGCCCGUCUCCUGGCUGCUCGUGUAUCCUCAUGCUGCUCUCGGUUUGCUCUACACAUUACCACAACACCGAUGUAAAGGCUACGCCAGGCUGCUGGUGUCCAUCAUGUCCAAGAACCUCCUGGAACAAGGACACCCGGUCUACUGUUUUGUGGAAGAAGAAAACAAGCCUUCCUACAAGCUUUUCACAUCUCUAGGGUUCCAGAAUUCACCAGAUUACAGAGCUGUGUGGUUCGAGCUCAAUAAACAACAGGUCAGGGAUGAAUAAUGCAGGAAAUAAAUAUAUUAGUUACUUAAAGGGGAACUAUUAUGCAAAAAUCACUUAUAAACACUUUUAAAUUGUAUGAAUAUACAAUUAUAUCAUUUGUAUUAUAAUUAUAUUGUAUGAAUAUAUCGGUUUCUAAUAGUAAAAAUGUAUAAAGUGUAUGUUUUAUAAUCAGACUUGAUGUAAACAGUCUGCAGAAACACUUUGAUUGACAUCCUCCCUUUGUUCGUGUCAUCAGAGGGGAAAAGCCCCGCCCACUAGAGGCCAUCUCUCCCUCAUAAGCAUAAGAUGAUAGUCUUGUUUUUUAAUCUGCCACUAUACUGACACAUAGGCGUUUAUAGCUCCGCCCUCUUCUGGAAAGAGCACAAUCUCAUUUGAAUUUAAAGUGACAGCCUAAAAGAGUCAGUUUCAGAGAGGUAAGGCUGACUUAUACUUCUGCGUUGAGUGACCCACGGCAUGUUCUUUGCUUAUAGCCAUGCAUUUACACUUCUGCGUGCUGUUUGUGUUGCUCUGCAAUAACACUUCUGAAAUGUUAGCUGGCAGUGAGGUUAUGCUCCUCUGUGUCGAGUCUAUAUAAAAUACUAAGAUUUUUAGAAAUCACCAAGCGACUCCCCCCCACAUCCCACCCCAAAUAUCUCACGACCACCCAGGGGUCCUGACCCCUACUUUGAGAACCACUGAUCUAGUGGGUUGUCUACUGUAAUCUUUACGGUGCACGUUCGUGAUUUCAGAAGGUGUAGCUUUUGAGUAGCAAGAAAGGGACUGUGUUUGAUAUUAUGCUAUUAUGCAUUUUGGCAGUUUACCUACUGCAUUUUUAACAAGACCUUUGGAGAUUUUAACAAAUAUUUGUAAUUUAACGUAAUUAGCAUAUUUCAAGUUUAACCAGUUAAACUCUGCUGCUAUUUUGGGAUUUCCGCCUGGAUUUUGCCUACCCAAAUUUAAAAGCGUCCCAAAUCCACAUGCAGAGGUGUAAAUGCAAAAAUUUGGUUUUAUUUGAAAGAAAACCCUUUGAAUUUUCAUAAAACACUAUUGAAAGUGUUUAAAAUAUCUGUAUAUGUCGUCUGUGUUAAAAUAAACACCUAAAAAAAGA
This is a messenger RNA of Danio rerio (zebrafish), 2116 nucleotides long. The record is from RefSeq and is a predicted model, not a curated record. Lineage: Eukaryota; Metazoa; Chordata; Actinopteri; Cypriniformes; Danionidae.